Messenger RNA from Manis pentadactyla (Chinese pangolin), 1570 nucleotides. It is a transcript of the gene TAC1, whose product is annotated as tachykinin precursor 1. Bases 566 to 943 code for a protein of 125 amino acids. Lineage: Eukaryota; Metazoa; Chordata; Mammalia; Pholidota; Manidae. The record is from RefSeq and is a predicted model, not a curated record. Gene Ontology annotation, biological process: tachykinin receptor signaling pathway. The transcript has 8 exons.
CUGAGCAUGAUUUCCGAUGACAAUAUCUUAAUACCUUAAUUGGCCAUCCUUAAAAGCACAACGUAUCCUGCCGUCUCAAGGGAUGGAAAAGUUGCCGAAGUCCGAGGAGUGAGUCAUUUUAUUCAGUUCUGAUGAGUAAUUUCAGGUGUCACGGAACCCUGAUCGGUCGGAGAGGGGAGGGGGCGUCACAUCUGCAGACGGAAGAAGACUGGCUGCGCGGGAUUGGAUGGUGAGAUUUCGAUUUUCCUGCAAUUGCGUCAGUUUGAACCCACUUGGGUCCAGAUGUCACGGGCACCGACGGGUUACCGUCUCGGAAACUCAAUCAGACGCAAGAUAAAGGAGAAGUGGCAACUAAUUAAAUAUUGAGCAGAAAGUAGCGUGGGGAGCGUGUCACGUGGCCUCGAGGCUCUUCGAGCUUCGGAUAAAUACCGGGCGGCACCCAGCAAGCAAAAGAGCGCGCUGCGACCUCCUCCUGCACCGCUCGGAGACCGAGAGCGUGGGGCGACGGGCGUGCGCUCAGACCGGCGGGAGGAACCCAGCGGGCCUGUCCGCCGCAAAAUCCAACAUGAAAAUCCUCGUGGCCUUGGCCGUCUUUUUUCUCGUCUCCACUCAGCUGUUUGCAGAAGAAAUCGGAACCAACGAUGAUCUCAAUUAUUGGUCCGAUUGGUCCGACAGCGACCAGAUCAAGGAGGAGCUACCCGAGCCCUUUGAGCAUCUUCUGCAGAGAAUCGCCCGGAGACCCAAGCCUCAGCAGUUCUUCGGACUGAUGGGCAAACGGGAUGCUGAUUCCUCAAUUGAAAAACAAGUGGCUCUGUUAAAGGCUCUUUAUGGACGUGGACAGAUCUCUCAUAAAAGGCAUAAAACAGAUUCCUUUGUUGGACUAAUGGGCAAAAGAGCUUUAAAUUCUGUCUCAAGGACAAUUCACCAGUGGGAGGUAUCCUGAAGACAGGAAGAGACCUUCACUCUAUAAGUGGCUUAUGAAAGGAGUGCAAUGCAGAAUUAUGAAAGAAGACGUAAAUAAACUACCUAAAGUGUUAUUUAUUGAGCUUCAAUUGUGUCAGUGGCCAAUAAAAGGUAAAAUGAGACAUGCACUAUAAGGAAUAAUUAUUUAUUUAGUGAUAAUUGUUGUUUUGAGUUGAGAACUCAACACAUGUUUAUUUUUCAUAUUGUACCAAUAUGUGUCAUACAAGCGUGUUGUAAUUCUAACUUGGUACUCCUUCAGAAGUAGAAAUCAGUGGUAAUUUCUCAACAAAGUGCAGUGUUCAAUGAAAUUGUAAAAACGUGUCAAUGAUAUAGAGUCCAAAAAAGGAAUCAUUUUUGUUUCAUGGUAGCAGUCAUGUCAGCUACUGCCCAAGGAAAGAAAGCUCACAGGCAGGCUUCUGCUUCUCAAUUUGUUUUUAUGGUGAAAAUGGAAUGAGACUGGUAUCAGACUGUAUUUGUACCCCUACAGCAUGUUUCACAUUUUGUGAUUAUAUAGAGAUGUUUUAAAAGUUUUAAUGUGACUCUAAGACCUUCAUUUCAUUGUAUAAUGUGUUGUGGUAGUUAACAUUUUAAAUAAAAGAAAAAAUAU